AUGACCGACGUUGCUCCCACUUCACCAAAGCUCGAAGAUCUCCCGAAAAUCGAUCGGGACAUUGCAAAGGCGCUUGUUCAUGGAGUCGAGUUGAAGAAAGUGGAGACCCACGAGAAGCAAGUCUUGCCGAGUCCCACUGAAAUCAUCCAAGAGAAGACUCACAACGAGAUCUGUGAUGGAAUCACGCAUUUCACUCCGGAAAGGCUUCGACGGACUUCGACUGACGAAAAGCAAGUCCUUCCUACUCCUCAAGACAUCAAGCAGGAGAAGCAGCACCAAGAGCUUACGCACAACAUCGAGGAGUUCGAUUCGGGCAAGUUGAACCCGGUGAGCACUGAGGAGAAGGUGAUCCUUCCAUCAAAAGAAGAUAUUCUCCGCGAGAAGGCUCCCGUUGAGGCGGCUCAUUUCGACAAGAGUGCCCUCAAGCAUGUUGAGCCUCAAGUGAAACAUGGAUGUGAAGUUGUGGAGGCUCAA
Messenger RNA from Mesorhabditis belari, 474 nucleotides. NCBI's taxonomy places the organism in Eukaryota, Metazoa, Nematoda, Chromadorea, Rhabditida, Rhabditidae. The record is from the annotation of a GenBank genome assembly.